UUGAAAUUUCAAAUAGAAUUUUUAUAGCUUUAUUCGAUAGAACAAAACUAAAAUCUUUUAAUUUUGGGCAUGGUGAGCUAUAUUUACAUUUCCCGCGCUGCUUCGAAUGUUUUUAAAGGAAAUAAUUAGCUUAGGAUCUCUUUUUUGUUGUAAUUAAAACAGCUUUCAUUCAACUUUGAAUACCUAUGGAAUAUUUAAAUUUGGAGUGUGGAAUUGAGAUGGUGAUAUGUUAUUUUAAACUUAUUAAACAAGCUUUUAAUUUUGGGAAGGAAUCUUUUUUGAUUUCAAAAUAAUUGAUCCAAAACGAUGAUAAUCGUAAAAAAAACCCUUUUCUUGUUCACCUGGUCCCUUUAACUGCCUGGUGUAAAUUUUCAAUUAGCAAGUGUGUCCACUGUAUUUGCAUUGGUAGUGGUGAAUACCCGAAGUUUGACAGCUCUCGCAGCGGAACAAAUGUGCACGCAAACACACACAUACACAACCGCACUUCCCCCGUUUCAGCUGAUGAACGUAAGCAGGAAUGGCGUAUCGAGGCAGUGUGUAUGCUGUGUGUGCUACGAUAAGUUAGUAGCAUAUUUGUGUCGUCUUGCUUACGUUAUCGCUGACCUUCUAAUUGGUGAAAAUUAAAUCGCAAAAUCAACAACAAUUUCAUCCAGCAACAGAGCCAUCAAGAGCAGCAUCGCCCGUGUGUUUGGUCGUUCAUUCUGUGUCCCUGCCUGUGAUUUACAUUGCGUAACGGUUGUUCAGAACAGAUGACGGUGACUGGCAAGUAAUAGAAAGUGAGCGAACAGUCAACGGGGGAAGAAAAGUGGUGCAAUUGGCGAAUGCAUCACCCAAUUGUUUCUAGUCAUCGCCCCCCCUCCUUCACGGGCAAUCACCGAGGGCGACAGUUUCUGUAGCGAAAGUAAAUCCUAGCUGGCGACGAUCGAUGUGCUGGCAAGCGAUUUUCCCCUAGGCAACACACCACCAGGUGUCUGCAUAUCUGCUAGUGCGUAUUUGAAUGUGCAUGUGUGUGUGUGUUUGUGUGUUUACCUCUGUCAUGUUUACGCAUAUGCGUGUGUGAACGAACAGCAGCAGCAGCAGCAGCAGUAAGAAAGUAGCAGCUAUGCUGUAGCUAUGCAGCAGACAGGGAAAAGUGCAAAUGGGGACUCGUGAGUUUUGCCGAGACGGUUGAAACAGAAUGUAGGAAUUAUACUUUUAAUGUGUGAGUUUAUGUGUGUGUGUGUGGGUUUUGUUAAUACAGCCUUCGUCCUUUUGCUGUCGUCAUCGCCGUUAGAAGUCCACGAAUUGCCAGCGCAUUGUUGUGACAGUUCCCCGAAGGACGGAGAGUCGGGUCGAUCCGUAAAACCUUGCAAAAAAGGGCCCAUACGAUCGUAGUACCCCCUUUUCAACAGUACGUACCUGUGCGCAAAGCUGCAUGUAUGUAUAGAAUUUAACACGAGGAAGUGAGCGUGUAUGGGUUGUUGGAUUUGUGUGCCCGCGGAAUAACAGCGCACAGCCGAGCAGCGCAGGGAGCGACCGUGAGGGACCGCAAAAGAAGCAGGUUACGGAAGCGUGACGAAGAAGAAGACGGGCAUUUGCUGGCUGGCAGUCUGGAAAACAGCACCCCUUAGGAGAAAGGGAAAAUCCGUCGUCGUCAUCAUCAAACUCGAGGAAGGUCGAAGAACCCGGUGGCCAAGAUGUCGUCGAUUGUGGACAUUAUCAAUCACUACCAGACGAGUAUCAACAAAUCGCUUAACGAUACAGCAAGGAUUGUGCAUUGUAUCGGGAAGCUGUAUAAGCUGCCAAUAUCCGUGCGACAUCUGCAGGACACCGGCAUCGGACGAACGGUCAACAGUUUGCGGAAGUACGAGGGUGAAGUGGGUGUUGCGGCCAAAGCCCUCGUGACCAAGUGGAAAGCGAUGGUAGCAGCGGAGGAAUCGGACGAUAACACCGGUAAUGCGGGUUCCCAUGGUGAGGGUGCGGAUUCAGACGGAAGACAGACCGAAGACCGGCAGCAUCGGAGCGACAUGAGCGACCAGGAGGAAGAAGAGGGUCAUCACCAUCGGACGAGAGAGCCAGAAGACGAAGAUGAGGAUGACGAAGAUGACGACGACGAGGACGACGAUAAUAACGAUCGUGCAUCGCACAAUGAAGAUCAAAAUGAAUCAUACGAAGAACCGUCGUUACGCGUGGACGAGGAGUAUCGCGAAGAACCUGAAGGUAAUAACAGCGACAGCAACGGGGAUGAAUCGUCGGACGGCCACAUCGCCCAGCCAGAAGUACACCACGUUUUCCAUCACCGUGCGGUAGAGCCAGAUCAUGAGCUAAGGUCCGAGCUUAAAGCCGCUUCCAUGCAGUGGAAUGAACAUCACAAUAGCUCGUCUAGUAAUAAUAGUAGCAUUAAGAGACACUCGAGCGGUAGCAGCUCACGAAAUCAUCAUCACAGCUCCAGCUCGUCGAAAUCGGCCAACGGUUCGGGGAGUGGAGACAAACACAAAAGUCACGGCAGCAGCAGUAGCAGUAGCAGCAGCAGCAAACGCAAGAGCGACAGUGACCACCAUCAUCGCCAUUCGUCGAGUGGAGGCGAAUCGAAAUCUCACAAAUCUUCCUCCUCGAGGGUGGACCAUCAUGGAUCCGCGAAAAAAUCGUCAUCCCACAGUGACGGCGAACGACACAAAGAUCGCAGUUCCUCAAAGCAUCACAGCAGCAACAACACUAGUGAGCAUGGUGGCGGCGGCGGCGGCGGCAGCAGUAGCAUUCAUAAUAUUAGCAUUAGCAGUAGCACUAGCAGUAAUGGUAGCAGUCACGCACGGAAAGAUUCUAGUCAUAAAGAGAGCCGGCAUCGAUCGAGAGAUGAGCCAAGUGGGAGCUCAAAAAGACACGCUUCGGACGAGGCGGACGUGGACGGAGAUUCAGCAUCAUCUUCCAGCAAGCGUUCCCGCAAGGAACAUAGAUCCGAUCGCGGCGAUACUACCGAUGGCACAAUGCCGUCCUCUUCACACACUUCUACAUCAUCAUCAUCACAUGCGAAGAAGGACAAAUCGAAAGGCCAUUCCUCGUCGUCUUCCUCCUCGAAGCGGCGGGAGCAUCAGGAGAAAUCCGAAUCAUCCCUGGAAAGGGUAGACGAAUCAAGGUCCAAAUCGAAACGAAAAGACAAAUCUAGCUCACCAUCCGCCAACAGCCAGGAGCCCAAUAACGACGAUUCCGCGGGCGAGGAUGGCAACGGUGGCCUUGACUGUUCCGGUGGUGCGAGUUUUGCCGAUGCGCUAGCCAUGAUCGGUAUGCCUUCCGGGUCGAAGAAAAAGCCCCCCGGUGGUGGUAGUAAGGAGAAGGUGAAAGUAUCUGUAACGAAACCUUCCUCCUCCUCCUCCUCUUCCUCUUCGUCACGCACGCAAGAAGGCCAAUCGGCAUCGUAUGGGAGAAGCAAGCAAGAUUCAGCCAGACCUUCCUCGUCUUCCUCCUCUUCCUCGGUUGGGCGUAACGGUGGCGUACCGACGGCCUCGGAGCUGCUUUCACAGAACGUUAAGCUGGAACCGCUUCCGGAGGCGUCGGAGAUAGUGGAAUCGCUACCGAUGAUUUCGCCCCACUAUCGCCCGAUGCCGCUCAACCAGACCGUGAUGGAGUGUGUGUUUAUGGGUGGUCCUAGCGGGCGUGGCAACAAAGGUCGACCCCUGACGGAAGAGGAAGCGCUCGGGCAGAGCAUGCAGUCGAAGAACAUGCGCACGAAAGUGUACUCUGGCAUGAAGACGAACUCGAAGGGCGUCAUUCCGACACUGUACGAGCUGUGCAUUCGCCUGCUGCAGGACCACAUCGAUGAGAUAGGCGCGACGGGUGGUAUACCGUUCUACAUUCUGAAGCCGGUGCUGGAACGGGCCAAUCCGACUCAGCUGCUCCAUCUGGAACACUUCAAUCCGCACUUUGUCGAGGACAGUGAUGUUCUGUGGGAGCAGCACUGUAAGCGUACCUUCCGUUCGAAGCAGCGCAACGAAGAGGAGCUGGAAACGUGGCGAGAAAUGUUCCUGCGCUGCUCCGAGGAGCGGGAUGCGAAGCUGAGAAGCCUCACGCAGAAUAUUAAGCUGUCGCAGGAACAGGCGGCGGCUCCAAUACGUAAAACGCAGCUAGCGUACGUCGACUCCGCCGUAAAGCCACCGCGCAGUGUAAUAAGCAAGCAGGUCAAAUACGGCACGGCUCGUGCGCCGGUCGUUUCACCCGCGGCACGUGUAGCUGCACUAAAGGCAGGCAAUGUGGCGCAGGCCGGUGACGCGCGGUUACGAGUAGCGGCUGGUGUGCGCGAUAAUGCUCAAGCGCAAGUUUUUCAGCCCACCAAACCACGCAAAGCUCCAAUGAUGGCAAAAGUAUUGUCCUCCAUGAAGGGUUUCAAAACCAGCUUCCGGCGUUAGGAUACCUGGACUAUUACUCGCCCAAAGAGUGUCAACUGUCGCGGGAGCACUGUUCAAGAAGGACUGCUCGAUUUGGUACAACACGGCGCCCUCCGGAGAUGCAACCAAUGGCUCUAGGUUGUGGCGUUCAAUAACACACGAAACAACGCAUUACACUCAUCUAGUUUACUCCUUCUUAAAUCACUUUUUGAACGCGGUGUUAGGUUUUUUUUAAAGUGUUUUCUAAAUUACGUUUUACAUCGUCACUCAAACGCCUUAUUUAUGCUAUGUCUCUUUAAUAUCAUCUUUUACAAAUCGAUCUGUGCAUGUCUACGCUGAGUUAAAUGCAGGUUACAUAGUGCAGUUGGUAAAAUAUAUAUGACAACAAGUAGAAUCGAUCUCGCUAUGCGCAGCACCAACUACCGAACGGCUAUUAGUAAAUGAUUGUAUAAAAAGGUAUCAAACCUACACAGAACAAGUCCAGCGCCAUGGGCUACCCUAUACAGCCUGAGUGCGGUGUAUGAAGUAACUGAGUUUAUCAUGUCAUUGAUUGUGUGUGUGUGAGCGUGUGUUCGAUUUUAUUUUUCUUUCUUCCCUCUUAAUGUUCUGAUCGAUGCAGUGUGGUUUGUGGAUAUACAUAUUAAAAGUAUAGGACACAGUUUACAGCGGAGGGCGUGUAAUGAGCGGUUCGUUUAUGUUUGUUAUAUCCAAUCGUUUGCCUAUUAUACUACGUACGUAAAAUACAUAUUAUUUGAAAUUUUAA
Anopheles gambiae (African malaria mosquito) is the source of this 5121-nucleotide messenger RNA. RefSeq names its product transcription elongation factor B polypeptide 3 (gene EloA). The transcript is spliced from 5 exons. Gene Ontology annotation, biological process: transcription elongation by RNA polymerase II. Lineage: Eukaryota; Metazoa; Arthropoda; Insecta; Diptera; Culicidae. The record is from RefSeq and is a predicted model, not a curated record. Bases 1677 to 4379 code for a protein of 900 amino acids. Gene Ontology annotation, cellular component: elongin complex; nucleus.